AGUAGAGGAGGGGGGAGAGUAUGGGAAAUAUCAGAGAAGCAUCUUGCUGUGUGGUAUAGCGUUGAUAAGGAUGCUGAUAUGGCAUAUGGGGUGAUCAGGUCACUGGUAUGUUGUAAAGCGGUGAUAAGGGUGCUGGUAUGGUGUGUAUGGCGGUGAUCAGGAUGCUGGUAUGGGGUAUGGCAGUGAUCAGGAUGCUGGUAUGGGGUAUGGAAGUGAUCAGGGCACUGGUAUGGGGUAUGCAGUGAUCAGGAAGCUGGUAUGGCAUAUGGCGGUGAUCAGUGAGCUGGGACGGUGUAUGGUAGUGAUCAGAAUGCUGGUAUGGUGUAUGGCGGAAAUCAGAGCACUGGAAUGGUGUAUGGCGGUGAUCAGUGCACUGGUAUACUGUAUGGUGAUGAUCAGGACACUAGUUUUGAGCAUGGUGGUGAUUAGGAUGAUGGUAUGGGGUAUUGCGGUGAUCAGUACACUGGUUUGGUGUUUGGUGGUGAUCAGGGCACUGGUAUGGUGUAUGGAGGUGAUCAAGACGCUGGUAUGCUGUAUGGUGGUGAUUAGGAUGCUGGUAUGGAGCAUGGAGGUGUUCAGGAUGCUGGUAUGGAGCAUCACAGUG
Molecule: messenger RNA, 604 nt
Organism: Staurois parvus
Lineage: Eukaryota; Metazoa; Chordata; Amphibia; Anura; Ranidae
Source: the annotation of a GenBank genome assembly